CCUGGGGCCGCGGACUGCCGGGAGGGAGGUGACCCUCGGGCCGGGGCGGGAACCCGCCUCCGGGCGGCGGGGGCGGCCCCUGGUGUGUGCUCUUGGGGCGUUUAGUCCUUGCAGCUCUUCACCGAGUCUCGCUCUCCUUCACCCGCGCCCCGCCCAGACUCGAGGAAGCUGCCGGGACGCGUCCGGGCCGACAGGGCGGUUUCCGAGAGGCGGAGCUCAGUCGCCCAUUUCCUUUCUCCGUCGGCUAGAACCCGGACGGCGACAGCACCCUCUGGCUUCGGACCCUCCUGCGCCAGGCCCAGCGCUGCGCGUGGCCCCAGCGGCAGCAUGGGCGGCUCCCGGGAUGUGGGCUGGGUGGCGGCGGGCCUGGUCCUAGCGGCCGGCGCCUGCUACUGCUUCUACAGGCUGACGCGGGGCCGGCGGCGAGGCGGCCCCGGGCUACGGCUGCGCCCCUCGCGGUCCGCAGAAGACUUAACCAAUGGCUCAUAUGAUGAUAUCCUAAAUGCUGAACAACUUCAGAAACUCCUUUACCUGCUUGAAUCUACUGAGGAUCCUGUCAUUACCGAAAGAGCUUUGGUCACUCUGGGUAACAAUGCAGCCUUUUCAGUCAACCAAGUCAUGAUUCGUGAAUUGGGUGGUAUUCCAAUCGUUGGAAGCAAAAUCAGCAAUCCCAACCAGAGUAUUAAAGAGAAAGCUUUAAAUGCACUGAAUAACCUGAGUGUGAAUGUUGAAAAUCAAAUAAAGAUAAAGGUGUACGUCAGUCAAGUCUGUGAGGAUGUCCUCUCCGGCCCCCUGAACUCCGCUGUGCAGCUGGCCGGACUGAGGUUGUUAACAAACAUGACGGUGACCAAUGACCACCAGCACAUGCUUAGCAGUUACGUUACAGACCUGUUCCACUUGUUGCUCACGGGAAAUGGAAGCACCAAGGUUCAAGUUUUAAAACUGCUUUUGAAUUUGUCGGAAAAUCCAGCCAUGACAGAUGGACUCCUUGGUGCCAAAGUGGAUUCAUCAUUCCUUUCACUUUAUGAUGGCCAUGUAGCAAAGGAGAUUCUUCUUCGAGUUCUCACACUGUUUCAGAAUAUAACUACCUGCCUUGAAAAGGAAGGCCAUUUAGCUAUUCAGCCAACUUUCACUGAAGGAUCACUGUUUUACCUGUUAUAUGGAGAAGAAUGUGCCCAGAAAAUGAGAGCUUUAGUUUAUCACCAUGAUGCAGAUGUGAAGGAAAAGGUAACAAUGAUACCAAAAUUCUAACUGGUUGGUCAUAUUUUUCCAAAGAGUAAUGCAGUCUAGAAAUAAUACACAUAAACUUCUCAUUUUUCACCUUCCUUACAAAGGGAUUCUUUCAACUGCUGAAUUUAAACAGUAAAUAACACCUUUCAUCAUUAACACAGCUACAACUUGCCCUGGUCUCCUGGUUUAUUUUGGACCAUUUUAUUGAUACCAAAUGAAUAUAAGAGCUUGUUCUGAAACCAUUUUCUUUGUUUUUUAUUUUGCUUUUUGCUAAGCUACUUCAGUUAUUUCCUCCACACGGACUGACAGUGACCUUUUUAUGUGUAAGCUACCCUUCCACUGUUGGCAGUGGUUUGCAGUUAUUCAUCUGGGACAGCAGCAGUAUGUUUCAUAAGCGCCCUAGGAAGGACCUUGUUCUUUUAGUAGUGAUGAGAUUGAUCCCAUACUCCCAAGGCCACCUGCCACUCUUUCAGGUCUGUUCUAAUCAUUAGAAUCUAUUCUAGUCCAUGAAAACUGUAAACUGUUGUUAGGAGAAAUGUUUCCUAGUACUCACCCACUCCCAUGCAGUUUGAUGUGUAUUACAUACUGGGAUCAAUCAAAAUGUAUCCAAAGGCAAUUGGUUAAAUCAGUUAUAUAGUCUUUAAAGAGAAUGAAGCAAGUCUGAAUGUGCUGAUGUGGAAAGACAUCCAUGAAAUAUGGUUGUUUUUCAAAAUACAUAUUGUAGAAAAAUAUGACCCCAUUUAUGGUUUUUUUAAAUCAAAAAAUUUAUGCUUAUAUAUGGACAGAACACUUCUAUCAUUCAUAUAUAGGCAUUUGGGUAUAUAUAUCUAGAAUGAAAGCCAGACUCCUGAGAAUAGGAUUAGGGAGUGAGGAAAUGACUUUUUCUAUGUACACCUUCUUCUAGUGUUUGUUUGAGUUUUUUACUCUGGGCAUAAAUUUCAUAAUUUUUUUAAAUAAAGAAGAAAAAUGUCUGUCA
This is a messenger RNA of Eubalaena glacialis (North Atlantic right whale), 2206 nucleotides long. It is a transcript of the gene ARMC10, whose product is annotated as armadillo repeat containing 10. The record is from RefSeq and is a predicted model, not a curated record. The transcript is spliced from 6 exons. The coding region runs from base 328 to 1251 and encodes 307 amino acids. NCBI's taxonomy places the organism in Eukaryota, Metazoa, Chordata, Mammalia, Artiodactyla, Balaenidae. Gene Ontology annotation, cellular component: mitochondrion. Gene Ontology annotation, biological process: negative regulation of intrinsic apoptotic signaling pathway by p53 class mediator.